CUCUGCAGGGAGGGAACACUGGUGUCCGUUGAAGCUCGCGGCAGAAGCGCACAGUAAACAUUUGGAUCCUAAUUUGCUCCCACACAUAAACAUCUUCGGAACGAUAUCUUUGCUAGUGUAGUCAGCCUUGAUUGGACACUGCUUUUUUUUCCUCCUCUUGUGCUAAAUCAUAUAAUCCUUGUAAGUGAAAGCCAGGACAGAGAAGCGGAUACGCGCUUUUGGAGAGAGAGCCAAAGUUUGCCGCCCUAAGUUUGAAGCUCGGGCUUGUGGGGAUCCCGGAGCGCACGGUGCGCCCCUUAAUUAACGACCACGCCGAAGUGACUGUGAGGACGAGCUGAAGAUGAAUGACACUGGCAUAUUGUGCAAAAACAACCAAACAGACAGCUUCGCCGAUCAGUCAUGUCAGAACUCAACUCCCUCGCCUUACAGUCAGAUCGACAUCACCACUUUCAUGCACAUAUUCCCUUCCAUCUAUGGCAUCCUGUGCUCAGUUGGAGUUGUUGCCAACGGGCUGGUUAUCUACGCGGUGGCAGCGUGCAAGAAGAAAAUGGUAUCAGACAUCUACGUGCUUAACCUGGCAAUAGCAGACAUGCUCUUCUUGCUUGUGAUGCCCUUCAACAUUCACCAGCUGGUCAGAGACAGGCAGUGGGUUUUCGGAAACUUCAUGUGCAAAGCGGUCGUUGUGGUGGAUGUCAGCAACCAGUUCACCACAGUGGGGAUUGUCACUGUGUUGUGCAUUGAUCGGUACAUAGCUAUUGUCCAUCCCACCUCAGAAAAGAGGACUGUGCAGUGGACCAUCAUCAUCAAUAUGCUGGUGUGGCUGGGCAGCUUCCUCCUCACCGUUCCCGUCAUGAUGUACGCCAAGGUUGUGAGCAGGCAGCAUUUGGAGGUGUGUAUGAUGUACCUGGACGGGCCUGAAGAUAUGUACUGGUACACUCUCUAUCAGUCUAUCCUGGGCUUCAUCAUCCCCCUCAUCAUCAUCAGCACCUUCUACUCGCUCACCCUCUACCACGUGUUCAGCUCCAUACGUCGGGUCAAGCGUAAGCAGUCUGUUUGGGCUAAAAGAGCCACUAAGAUGGUCCUCAUGGUCAUCGCCCUGUUCCUGAUCUGCUGGUCGCCCUACCACGUCAUCCAGGUGAUCAACCUGAGCAACAACAAGCCAACCGUCGCUUUCGUCUAUGCCUACAACAUCAGCAUCUGCCUCAGCUACUCUCACAGCUGCAUCAAUCCACUCAUGUUGCUCAUCUUCGCCCAGAAUUACCGUGAGCGUCUGUGCCGAAAGAACGCGCUGCACAGCUCCCAGCACUCCUCCAAGGUGACGGUGGUCAAAACAGAUGGCUCCAGCACGACAAACGACCCCAACUACCGCUGCACAGUCAUCUAACUUUUUUUUUAUAUAUACACAUAUAUGUACAUGUAAAUAUAUUGCUGCUUAACACAGAAGAAAGGCGCUCGGAUGAAUGGAAUCACCUUAAACUCAUACCACCUAACGUGAUGGUUCUGAAGCAUUAGCAGCAAAAGCAACCGCAGCUGAAAAAAAACACAGGAAAGUGGAAGUAAUGUUUUUUUCUUUCUCUUUUAGUCUCAGUGUUUCCAUUAGCCUUCAUAAACUGUACUUCCAGUCUCUUGCUGGUCAGUUGCAACACUGAAGUGCAGCUUGCUGGAUAAGCGUUCACAUGCUGAGUGUGUGAAAUGAUGUGAUGUUCGGGACUCUUUCCAUGGGAGGGUGAUAGAAGGAGUCAGCUUUAUUAUGUGUUUGACGGAUAAUUUUAACACCACACAUGGUGGCAUGUUCAGUCUGAGCGUAUGUGACAGCUAUCAGCACCAUUUUCCAAGAAGGAACUAUUUAUAAGGGCUCGUGUGUUGGAACCGAUGGCUUUACUGAUGGUGAAUACAUAAUUUACAUCAUUAUUUUGCAUAUCCAUCCAUUUAUUUUCCACCACUUACAUGAGGCCUUGGUUGGCAGUCCACUCAUAUUUUAUCGUGGUUUUUCGACCAGCAGCUCAGACCUUACCAAAAAAAUAGGUCAUCAACACCUACAGUUUUUUUUUAAACAUCUACAUCAUCAGUGUGAUUUGUUUCCCCCCUGAAACACUGAGAAAAAAAUUCACAAUACAAUUUUAAGCAAUUAAAAAAUUGAAAAAAGUCAGAUAUAGCAAAAGUCAUAUAUGGCAAUUACUUCCUAUGUCAGACUAUAAGGGGUUAAUUAGGAGUAGUAAUGGGGAAAUCAAAAUAAUUUUCAUCAUGGGUAAUGUUAUAACAUUAGAGUCUUAUUUUGAUCCGUAAAUGAUUCAAUUUUCUUUAUAUAGCGCCAAAUCACGGAAACAGUUGCCUCAACGCGCUAAUCCUGAUCCCAAACCUAAACCUUACUGAGUAGUUUUGGAUGCCUAAGCCUAACCAGGGAGAAAGUGAAAGUAAAAAGCAUACGAAAAGGAGAUUAAUCAGGGGUAAAAAUAAGGGAAGACAAAAACACUCCAAACAGGACACAAAUCCAUGAGCUCAUCAUCAUCCAGCCGACCUUCUAAUUAAUAUUUCUUUAAUUUGAUCUUAAAGACAGGCAGAACUUCCCUGGUUUGAGUCCAGGCUUAUUUGGUUUGUCUCCCAGAGCAGUCGGAGGUAGGUUUCUAACACCCUGCCAACCCACAAUCAAUUUUUAAUGGUGCGAAGAGCAAGAGCAAAUUAUAUAUUCACCAUAUAGAAUGUAAAUAUUGUAAAGCAUUAGUUACAACUGCUAAAUGUACACACUUCUUAAUCGUGGGACCCAAGAAUCCAAUAUGUGAUUGUUUUAUAUUUGAAAGUAGCAGAAUAUGAAAACAUUUUAAGGCGAUUUUAGACAAACUUUAGAACAACAGCAGAGAUGAUUUUCUCAGUCACGUAAAUCCUACAGCAGCUCAGCCAGCCUGCUACAAAGUACUGUAAAUCACAAGUAUUUGUUAGGGUGUGGUUCGCGCACUAUUUAUGAAAUGUGUUUGUAAUGAAUGUAGUAUUUAAAGAGAAAGAUUUUUGUAAAAUCACGAACACAAAGUCAAAGUCUGUUUUUGUGCUACUCCCGACGCCCCCAGUGAACAGCCUGUUUGUUUUACCUUCAGAUUGCUGGUAAAUUCAGCAUAAAACACCAGUGACUGAUUUAAACCCAAAAAGUAAGACCAAGAAGUGUUGUGGUUUCCGCCUUAAUGAAUGGCUUCCCAAAUCAUCAGGCAUUCUGUGUUUUAUUUCUUUUUUUCUUUAUUUAUUGCCACACAGCUCACAAACACUGUCCUGCUUUUCCUAAAAGAAAGCCUCAAAGAAAGGCCAUGGACGCAGAAGCGGACGUCUGAAAAGUGGCACGUUUUUUUUAUCGUUUUUAGGGUUUUUUUCUUGUUGAGUGUCAGAUUUGGAGAAACGGUGUUGAUACUGUAUAUUGACUGGAGAUAGUUGAUUUAAUAUUGGUGUUCUUCUCUCCUCCCAUGUAAUGUAUAUUUGAUAUGUGCUUCAGAUUGUGCCUCUGACAUGUAAUUUUGUGAUAAGAAGUUGUUGUUUUUUUUCAUAAAGGGCUCAGAGUGAUAUUACA
Molecule: messenger RNA, 3550 nt
Organism: Oreochromis aureus
Lineage: Eukaryota; Metazoa; Chordata; Actinopteri; Cichliformes; Cichlidae
Gene: mchr2b
Product: melanin-concentrating hormone receptor 2
Exons: 2
Coding region: 341-1384 (347 amino acids)
Biological process (GO): neuropeptide signaling pathway
Cellular component (GO): membrane; neuron projection
Molecular function (GO): neuropeptide binding; G protein-coupled receptor activity
Source: RefSeq, a predicted model, not a curated record